Molecule: messenger RNA, 2581 nt
Organism: Eutrema salsugineum
Lineage: Eukaryota; Viridiplantae; Streptophyta; Magnoliopsida; Brassicales; Brassicaceae
Exons: 5
Coding region: 424-2436 (670 amino acids)
Biological process (GO): regulation of defense response to fungus
Source: RefSeq, a predicted model, not a curated record
AUAUUUUCAAAUCUUAUCAUCAAUAUAUUUUUGUUGUCUUUAGAUUCCCGGGAAAGAGAAGGAAAAUGCGAGAAAAGUUGGCAUUUAAUUUUUAAGUAUAUUUUUCUUUAAAACCUUACAGCUCAAGUUUGGUAGUAAGUAAGCAGACAUUUAAUCCCAAGAAACGAUUAAAUCUUUUAUACUACUUCGAGAAAGAAGAGUCUUUUGACUUUAAUUUCUUCUGAAUUUUGCAAAAACCUCUUUGAAGAAAUUGGUUGCUUUUAAAGUGAUUAAGGCAUGGUUUAAUUGAUUAUCGUUGUCAUUUAUUUCAACCGAAGAUCAUCAAAUCCGUCUCUACUCACCUAACUCAGCGACGGCCAUUCUUCGAGUUGAAAACAAGCAAAACCCUAGAAGCAGUCUUGUUGGAUUUGAUCAUAGAAGCUGAUGAGGUCAAGAGGUGAUGCAUACGAAGCAGAUGGUAGAUCAGAUACUGGCUCUUCAAGAAGCGAAGAAGAAACAGGCCUCAAGGAGAAACAUUCGCGACAUGGGUCUCAAAGAUCUGGGAAAAACGAGCUUGGAGAGCCAAAUUACGGAUCAGAUUCCUCGUCUAGGAACCCAAUUGAGUAUACAGAACAAGAACGAGCUGAGCUUCUAAGAAGGUUAGAUUCAAUCAAAGAUCAUCUCCUUCGUGGUAAUGCGGUUGAUAAACCAAAAGAAACAGCUCCGAAUCAGCCAUUCCUCAGACCAGUCCAUCUCCAUGGUCCUCCUAAUCCUGGACCUUCUUAUUACCAUCCAUAUCCAGAGCCUUUUCCUUACCCUGGAAUGCAUCCUCAAGGCUAUCAUCAUCAAGAUCCUUAUGGAUUCAAUAACCAUAGAAGACCACCUCCGGUUCCAAAUCCAAGCUGGUAUCCUCCUGGUCACUACCCUAAUCAGAUGGCUCGUCCAUAUCCUCCUGGAGGAGGGCAAUACGUUGAAAUUGGUUCUGAUAUAGUUGAGCCACAUUCAUACUUUCCAGCUACACCGAGUAGGUACAGUGAUAUGCCUCCGUACAGCCCUGUUUCCUCUCACCAUCGUGGCGAGAAACUCACAUCACCCUACAGUCCACCUGUUCACAACUAUAAUAACAGUUUGAUGAGCUCUCCAGGUCCUCGAGGUGGGUUUGCGAGGUGGCCAAGUGAUAUUGAUUCUGAAAUGGGCGGUGGGGCUUUUGCUCGUGGGUAUGUUAAGAAAGCUGUUUCGGAUAGUGAUGCUCGUCGUUGCCAUCCUCUUGCUGGUGGUGCUCCUUUUAUCGCUUGUCAUAGUUGCUUCGAGCUGCUUUACUUGCCUAAGAAGAAGCUUUUGGCUCAGGAAAGGCAACAUAAGCUUCAAUGUGGUGCUUGCUCUCAAGUUAUUAGUUUCACAAUCGUCGACAAGAAACUCGUUUUCUCCUCUGGUAAUGAGGAAACAGACAACACGGUCUCUCUAGAGGCUGAAGAUAGAAGCGCGACAAACAACACAGUGAACAACUCAGGUAGCGAUUUUCCGCGAAAGGAUGAAGAAGAACCAAUACAGGAAUCAAACCGGGAUACUACGCAAAGCAUUAAGUCUGAAUCUCAACACUCAGAUGAUGAAGAAAGAUGGAGCAUUUCUAGCGAACAACAACAAAAAGAGGUCAAAUCUGUUCGUCGACGAGUUAAAGGCUCGAAAGCUCCUCCAGCACCGGCUGCUCCCGAGAGUGCCAGUCUUCUUGAACUUUUUGAAUAUUCCAAUGUAAACCGAGCUGCACUCGCGUACGGAAUGGCAGAGUUGGGUUAUAUCAAGCAAGAGUCUUUCAUGAAACAGGACUCGCUAAAGCCGGAAUCAGUAGUAGCUACAGAGACAGAGGUUUCAUACAACGGAUACUCCAACACCGAGAUCUCUGAAGAUUCAAGGUACUCAAACGGAAGAGAUGACAACAACAGACCAAGAAGCGGAAAAGGUCGCGAGUCUGGUUCCACGGAGAUCACAACGAGAUCCUCUACUGAUCGAAACGAAGAUCAGUCAUUUGAAGUUUGGGUAAAUGGACAUCUUAUACCGGAAGAUCUAGUAAGCAGUGCUGAGAAAUUAGCUGGACCAAUCCAAGCUGGAAAGUACUGGUAUGACUACCGAGCUGGGUUCUGGGGCGUAAUGGGCAAACCGUGUCUCGGUAUAAUACCUCCAUUUAUUGAAGAGUUUAGCCAUCCAAUGCCUGAUAGCUGCGCUGCAGGAAACACAGAAGUGUAUGUGAAUGGAAGAGAGCUUCACAAGAGAGAUUUCGAGUUACUCGUGGGUCGUGGUCUUCCUCGAGACAAGAACCGUUCUUACAUCGUUGACAUAUCGGGAAGAAUCCUCGAUGGAGAUUCAGGGGAAGAACUUAAGAGCCUUGGCAAAUUAGCCCCAACGAUUGAAAAGGUGAAGCAUGGAUUUGGUAUGAGAGUUCCAAGAUCAUUAGCUUCAUGAAAGUUCCCACCACAUGUCACAAGACACAAUCAAACGAUUGUGCCUCUGGUUUCAUAUCUUCAUAUUAUUUAUUUGUUUUUAAAAAUGUAAAGUGUGCUUUUUAAUUUUCUACUCAUAACAUGGGUUAUAAUUUAUUUAUUUUCCU